Messenger RNA from Acyrthosiphon pisum (pea aphid), 397 nucleotides. Its product is annotated as lysophospholipid acyltransferase 7. Gene Ontology annotation, molecular function: lysophospholipid acyltransferase activity. Gene Ontology annotation, cellular component: mitochondria-associated endoplasmic reticulum membrane contact site; membrane. The record is from RefSeq and is a predicted model, not a curated record. The transcript is spliced from 2 exons. Gene Ontology annotation, biological process: lipid modification; phosphatidylinositol biosynthetic process. The coding region runs from base 53 to 382 and encodes 109 amino acids. NCBI's taxonomy places the organism in Eukaryota, Metazoa, Arthropoda, Insecta, Hemiptera, Aphididae.
CAAGAAUGACUCUUUUUAUACAUCAACAUCAUUAUCAUACAGAUUGUGGUAUAUGUACUCUUCAUUUUUUAUUUUUCGCACAAGAUUAUAUUUGGGCUUUAUUUUCUCUGAGCUUAUUUGUAUAGCUUCUGGAAUGGGUGCUUAUCCUGAAGUGACAGAUCCACAGUCUGGAAGUGGUCCAACUAGAAAUUUUGAAUCAUUAGAAACAGAAUAUUCUAUUAAAGAAGAGGUUUAUAAUUUUGAUUGUAUUGAAAGUAUUGAUAUUAUGAAAGUAGAAACUGUUUCUACAGUACGCGGAGCUACGAGAAUUUGGAAUAUGACAAUACAGUAUUGGAUUGCUGAAUAUGUGUAUAGAAGAAUUCCUGUUAAAAAACUUAGGUAAUUAUAUUUAUAUUAU